ACUUAAAUGUCGUGAAUUAUGACUGAAGGUGACCAGGAAAGCGCCAUAAAAUAUUUGCGUUUCGUCUUAGAUAACUGUAACGAAAAUAAUGUGUUCCUAGUUUUCGAUCAGGUACAUAAUUCACUCCGGUCCUUAUUGCUUAGGAAAAAGAAAUUAAAAAAUGAUGAAGUCGAGUCCAUAUAUAGAACAUAUAGUCAUCUGUUCGAAAUUUCUGCUAACGUUGAUAGAUCCAAAGCCUGUGUUGAAUUCCUGGACGACAUGAGUACUGUUUUGUACCUGAUCACAACUGAAAAUCCUGACUCACUAAAAACCUUGUUUUCGUCUAUUAGAUACAAUGAAGUAAUGUCAGUUACUGCACCAGAAUGUCUGCCGAUCAUCAGCCACAUCUGCUCCUUCUUAUUAGAUUUGAGCGAAUAUUCCAAGAAUCGCAAUGUAUGCUGCAAUUCACUUAGUACUUUGUCGCUUAUCGCCCUCCCUGUAAAUGCUUUUCAUGCGGUGAAUGAUGACGCUGAUGAUAUACUCAAAGGUCAUCUCGCCAAUUCGUUAAAGAGCUUCUUACCAGGAUUUUCCCAAUCAUUCUACAGAAUUAUAACCGCCAAUCAUAAGGUGUGGUCAAGUAUAAGAGUGGCUGCAUUCAAUGCUUGGUCUUCCAUACUAAUUUCUGUUUUUCAAAACGAACCUGGUUCUAAUAACGUGCAAAAGACAAAGUCUACAAAAGAGUGCGGACAUUUUACUUCCGAGUGGUUCAAAACAACUCAAUCUCACAUAACGUCUUUGGUCUCAAAAACUAUUGAUAGUGUAAUUCACACUCAGCUGGAGCUAGAUGUAGACAGAAAUGUACGACUAUCUGCUGCGUUUACACACUGGCUGGGUGUAUUACUACUAAAAUGUCAUUCACUGAUCAAUACUAGAGAAAGUCAGCACCUUAGAUACACUGUAGUUUCUGGUCUGCUGAUGUUAGCUUCACAGUCAUCUUUAAGAAAUCCGAUAUCAAACCAAAGUUCUCUCAAAGAAAGUAGUCUUCUGGCCCAAAAGUUAUUGAGUGAUUUCACCACAAUUCAUGAAGGGGAUGUGAACUCUCUUGUAGUUCCUAAAUCACUUACCAAUCUUUUCGGUCAUGAAUUAAUAAGAAAGACUGCUUUUGAUUCUUUAACAGAACAAGUAAACUUUCUUUUGAGUCAACUACUCAGUCUCCUAGAUGAAUCACAACUACAGAAGCGUUUAAGAACAAUCCUUGGCCACUUAAAUGUUCUGGAUCCUGAGGAUAUUUGUACUUUUGUUCAUUCAUCUGAAACUUUUCAUCGCUUUUGUUCUGCUUUGGCCAAAUUUUUGAACUUCAAUUUUAGUUCUGUUGAGUUGCAAGAAUUAAUCUAUUUGUUGCCACUCAAUUACGAUCAUAAUUCUGUUCAUUGUAUUCUCGCAAACUCUAUACUACCGUGUAAUUUAUUCCGGAAGUCAUUUCAGUAUUUUCGUGAUCAUUCAACGUUGAUGCUAAUUCAGGGUAUUGCUGGAAAAAUAGCAUCUCAAAGAGAAACAAUUGACUUAUUUUUGGAUACAUGUCGAGAUAUUAUGGUUGAAAGUGAUAAUUGUCUACGUAAUUCAUGUCUUCUACUUAUCAUUGGCGCGAUUGCUGGUUAUAUCUCUCGCGAUAAAAUACCAUGGAGUGAACGUGAAAACCUUUGUUUAAGCCUUAUGAGUUUAUACUUUGAUCGAGACAUAUUAACAUUACCUACGCGUCAAUCUAAGUGUGUGAACAGCACUAGUGACAUUAUUAUCACCAACGGUAAUAAUGAUAUGGAUUAUUCGACAUCGCUAGUUCAUUUAUCAAAUGAUAAAAUACCUACCAAUCAUCUGUCUAAUGUAAGCACAUAUAAAUCAUGGCCACCUGUAAAUUCUAAUGAGAAUCCUGCAAAAUCUGAAAUAAAUCAACUUGGAGAUGUGAAAAUGAAUUCAAUUACAAUCUGUUUAUUACUAGAAAUGUUUUGUACUGUUUCACAGUUGAAUACAUUAACAGUUAAUAAUGACGUUGAAAAAGUUCAUACUGAUCAACAUUUCACUGAAUGCUUACGUAUUGGUUUACUUCCAACUAUAUCAUUUGCUUCACGUUCUGAUUUAAUCGGUCAAACUGCACGAGUUUGUUUAGAUCAAGUAGCUAAGAAUUGUAAAUAUUCAAGCGUAAGCGAACUGAUUACAAUUAAUGCUGACUACUUGGUUUCCAGUAUAACUCUAGAUUUACAUCGCGUUAACUUAUUGACUAUGACAAAUUCAUCAAAUGGUAACAAUGCAAUUUCUCUGUCGAGUGAAGUAGAACAAAGCUUGUUAUCAGCUUGUAAUGCUACAAACACUUUGUUUGAAUACUGCACAAUCAAUGUACUGCCAGUUUUAAAACCGAUGGUUACAAAAAUGCUUUCAUCAUUAGAUGUUACAUAUGAAUAUACAACGGAACUUUUCCUUACACCAUUUUAUCAAUUAAUGCAAACAUGUCGUAAAUGGAAUGAAUUAUUGACAAGAAACAACAAGUCUUCAGACCGAGCAACUGAUUCAUCUUCAAUGGUUGGAUCAAUAACUAAUCAACAGAAAAUGACGAAUUAUUCAGAAUGCAGCAAAUCACGUCUUACUGAUUUAUAUCAAAAAACAAUCAGUCUUGUAUCCGAGACACGUUCACUUCAUCACAUUGAACCGAUUAAUCAAACUAAUGGAGCCAAUUAUACUGAUACCUUAAAUCAACCAGAGAAAAUUAAGAUGGAUCCUGUGAAUGAUGAUAUGGAUAACGAUGAAAAUCAUACGUUUCCCGAUCAUUUACAAAUAGUUGAAGAAGUCAUGUUACGAUGUAUACAUUUAAUGGCUGAUGGAAAUCCUAAACUGCGUAUACUUUCUAUGAAUGUUUUAAAAGAAGGUUGUUUGACGUUAGAAAAUGAAACCAAUUUAUUAUUACCGAUUGUUCACAAAAUAUGGACGUCUUUAAUGAAACGAUUUCAUGAUAAUCAUGCUAUAGUUGUUGAAAAAGCAUUCGACCUCUUGACUGUGUUGUCUAAAGUUGCUGGAAACUUUAUUCGACAACGUGCAUCGUCAGAGAUAAUUCCUCCUUUGGUGUUAUUUUUAACACGUGGUGCUACUGUAAGUGCGUCGGCAUCAAAGUCUUACAAAUACCUUACAUCUUAUCGUGUACAAAAACGAUUACUUAAAGAGAUCGGACCUCUUUGUAUACAAAUGGGAUUAUUAUCACAAUCACUCAGACCUGUGAUCAAUGUACUUGUCAUGUAUUUAGAUAAUUCACAACCGGAAGGACUACAACAGAAGAUGUGACUAGAUUUCUAUUAAACUGUCAUACCUUCGUCACUUUCUACGAAGAUAUCAGUCGUAGUUGAUCAACUGUACUAGAAAACACACCAAUUUUUCAGGUCAAAUGAAAUAUAUAUCAAUCUUAAGAAUUAUUCAACUGGUAUUACGAAUCAUUGACAAGAUUUUACUGAAUAUCAUCAUCAUAAUCAUCCAUAGUCAUUCUCCAUUCCGUGUUUAAAAAAGUAAUUCCUAGAGCACUCUGAGCUUCCUUUCUGUAACUUCAUAACUACACUAGAAUUUUAUAAAUAGGUUAUACAUGUAUAACCAAUGAAAGUAAAAUUUAAUUGGGCGAUAAGCGAAAAAAGCAGAUGUUCAGCUAUGUGAAAUGUAUAAGCCAGUAUAUCUUAUUGUAAACUCCCUCUACUACUGAUUUGAUUGUGCUGUACACUGAAUCCCACACUGUGUUAAUGAACAAUUUUCUGUCUCUAUGAUCUAGCUCUCACUUGUUAGUCGAAUGUUGUGUGUGUGCGUACUAUGGGGUUAUCUAGUAUCUUAAUCUAGUGUAUCUGGUUGUAGUAUUCAGUUGAAUGUCAUCAUAUUUCAUAACAGAGGUUAUAUGUAUUAGUAUUUUCCUCAUUAUAACAUUACUUUUGGUCAUUCUUUCGAAGAAAUUAAAAAUGGGUUAAAUGUUUUCAGGAGAUGUCAGUUAUUUACUAUUGUGUUUCUCGUGAGAUUUAGGAUAUACCUAAAUAUGUGAAUAACUAGUAAUUCUCUGUUUCUCAAUUGAUAAAUUAUCCAGUCUACAACCAAUCCAAUUCACAGUCAAGUAAGGUUUUCCAACAGAAUAUUGGUUAUGCGUUUUGAAUGAUUAUCUGUUUUGAAUAUAGACUUUGCCUUGAAUUAACAUCAGUUGAGAAACUAGGGAAUAUUAGACAACGGUUUUCGAACGUCUCAAAGCAAUGUCCACCCACAAACCUAUGUAGUAUUAUAUUAAAAACCUUCAAAUUUUGUAGUGAUCAUUAUGCUCCAUUAAUCACUGAGUUAAAAUCUAGCGAUCCACAUUUUCAAUUCACAGUCUGUUGUAAAGUUCAUUGAAACAAUGCACUCAUUUUCGAGUCAAGUUAGAUGACGAUCUUAACUUCUCGGAAUAUUUAUAUAUGAGUACUUAGAAAUAAAUAGAUUUUUCUACUAUGAAUGGUAAUUGGGUUAAGUUAAAGUUUACAUUCAAGAUGAUAAAAUUAGUCAUAACACUUAACUGUUAGUACUGACGAAUCCGAAAAAUGACCCAUUCAGUAUGUUCUGAUAAGUAAAAUAUGCAUUAACCUAUAAAACAGUAACAAGUUCACAUAUUAAUCAAAGAACCAAAAGGAAAAAUCUGUCAGUAAAAUCUUAGUUAUUGAUUAGUAAUAUAGUUACCAUACACAAACCUCACAUAUAGUGCAACAAUUAUCCCAUAUCAUCGCUGGUUAUUAUAAGGAUCCAUCUUGAUGUUAGUCGCUAGUCAGUACUUCUUUAUAAAAUUGGAUGUAUUUUUUUACUGUAACCUUAUAUUUUCAGCUGUAGUUACAUGUUUUGCACGUUUUAACUAAGUUACUCAGGUCUCUUGACAACUUUUUAAAAAGAAAAAAAGGACUACUUAUAAUAUGUAGUCUACUAUUAUUUAUUAUCAUGGUUUAAUUCGAAGCAUUGUUUACAGGUAGUGGGAUCACCAGCUGUGUAAUGCUCAGUUUAGACGUAGAGUACUAGGUAGUAACAGAAAGUGAACUGGUAAAACUAUGAACUGUCAUUGACUUGAAAUCAAGGAUUAAUUACAUUACAUGAACUCACUUGUCUUUUUUUGUCUGACCCACGUUAGAAGUUACAAACUUUCUUACUGUAAGCCUAUACAAUAAAUUUUUACUAAAAUGUGAUGAAAUUCUUUUCAAUCGCACCUAUUUUCUACCGUCUCAAUUUUCAGUUAAGUAUUAUUACCUAU
Molecule: messenger RNA, 5257 nt
Organism: Schistosoma bovis
Lineage: Eukaryota; Metazoa; Platyhelminthes; Trematoda; Strigeidida; Schistosomatidae
Source: the annotation of a GenBank genome assembly